CUUCAGCUUUCUAGAGAGAGAAAGGCAGCAAAGGAGCGAAGAGGAGAGAUAAAAGGGGGAAGCCGUUCCCGAGUUUCACGUGGAAACAUUCCGAUCUUCUCUCUCUAAAGUAACGCGAAGAAAGCCUUAAGGUGAGUCUUUUUUGCGGUCUCUGGAAAGUUCGAUCUAGGGCAUCAUCAUCGCUUCGAACAAAACCUGCAUUUUUUGACUGUUUGAUGCAGAGAAAUUGAGAGGAAGAUCUGUUGGGUUUUUGUCAAGGUGUAAUUGGGGCCGAUAAAUAUUUCUAUGGAAAAAUCCAAGAUGGAGCCGAGUGUACUUUUGCUCUCAGAUUUGGUGGUGCUGCCAGUAAGUGCAGCAUUUUCUGCAGUCCCAGAAGUUGCAGAUAAAGCAGCUGGUGGAAAGAAAGCCAUUGUUAUCACCCAGGCUUCUCUUCUUGGUGGAAAAUUGCCACUGGAAUCUGCCACACUGGAAAUAGUUUUGUCAGUGACUAGAACGGUUGAAUUUCAUAGUAACCAGUUGCUUGAAGAGAUUGCUCGGGUGCUAAAGCCUGGUGGCACACUAUACAUUCAGAUAUCUUUUGAUUUUGCUGGACAAUUGGAAGAGGUUCGUGGUGCUCUAGAACGUAAAUUACUCCUUGCUGGAUUUCUUGAAGCAAAAGUCCAGCAGAUGUCCUCACUGGAAGAUGCUCAAUCUUUUACGAUUAGAUCCCAAAAGCCUGAAUGGAAGAUCGGAACAUCAUUUUCCUUGAGGAAAACACCAAAGAGCUUCCCAAAAGUUCAAUUUGACGAUGAAUUUGAUCUCAUUGAUGAGGACAGCCUCCUUACAGAGGAGGAUCUAAAGAAACCUCAAGUGCCUAUUGUUAGUGAUUGUGAAGUUGGCAGCACACGAAAAGCCUGCAAAAAUUGCACUUGUGGAAGGGCGGAAGCCGAAGAGGGAGAGCAGAAGCUAGGACUCACAACAGACCAAUUGAUUAACCCUCAAUCUGCAUGUGGCAGUUGUGGGCUAGGUGAUGCAUUCCGCUGUGGCAGCUGCCCAUACAAGGGUCUACCCCCAUUCAAACUUGGAGAAAAGAUAUCUCUUUCUGGAAACUUCCUCGUUGCUGAUAUUUGAGACAAAAAGUAUUACCAAGUCUGGAAUGGAAUGAGUUUUCCCUUUGGAGAGUUCAUCUAUAUAUACAAGGCGCCCUUGAUUGCUGUAGUCAUGUAUUACAUUUGUUCUAGAAGGCAUUUGCAUAUGGGUUCAUCAUCUAACCCUUGAUAGGCAUCCAAAACCAAAUUGUUAGUUUCUCUCUCUCUCUCUGAAAGGCAUUGCAACGUUGGAAACUUACUUAUGUAUCAUUGAAUAUAAGACAUUUCUGUAGAAUUGUAGUCGGAAACUUCUUAUCAUUGAAUGUAAGACAUUUCUGUAGAAUUGUAGUCCCA
This is a messenger RNA of Amborella trichopoda, 1421 nucleotides long. Its product is annotated as anamorsin homolog. Gene Ontology annotation, cellular component: cytoplasm. NCBI's taxonomy places the organism in Eukaryota, Viridiplantae, Streptophyta, Magnoliopsida, Amborellales, Amborellaceae. Gene Ontology annotation, biological process: iron-sulfur cluster assembly. Gene Ontology annotation, molecular function: S-adenosylmethionine-dependent methyltransferase activity; iron-sulfur cluster binding. The record is from RefSeq and is a predicted model, not a curated record.